CCAAGUCUUCAAAGAAGACUGAAGAGUUGCUGGAAAUGGUGAAGAGGCUGCAGAAAGAGGGAAGCCUGGAGCCACAGGUCGAAGACCUGAUUAACCGGAUUAAUGAGCUUCAGCAAGCAAAGAAGAAAUCCAGCGAGGAACUGGGAGAAGCCCAAGCUCUCUGGGAGGCCCUGCAUAGGGACCUGGACUCCUUGAAUGGAGAGAAAGUGCACCUGGAGGAGGUUUUGAGCAAAAAGCAAGAGGCACUGAGGACCCUCCAGCUGCACUGCCAAAGGAAGGAAAGUGAGGCUCAGAGGUUGCACGUGGAAGAACGUCUGGAGGAUUUGACAGGCCAGCACAAGGACCCCUGGGAAUUCCACAUGCUGAAGCAGCGACUGGCCUGGGAGAUCCGUGCCCUGCAGAGCAGCAAGGAGCAGCUGCUCACCGAAGAGAGGCAGGCGCGGGCCAAGCUGGAGACGGUGGAGCGGCGGCUGCGCUCGCCGCCCGAGGUCCAGAGCGCCCCGGCAGAGAAAGACGGGCUGAAGGCGGAGCUGGAGAAACUCGGGGGGCAGGUCCCCGCCCAGACUCAGACCACCCCAGAGGACCGGGCCGGAGAGGCCGGCCCCCAGCUCCCCAGCGAGGGCGACCUGGCGCCGCCGGCGGAGCUGGCCCUGACGCCCCCUUAGGCCAGUAGGACCCACCCGGCCCCACCUUCCUUCAAGUGCCGCCCGGAAAUAAAGGCGACGUUCGCGGACCAUCCUCCAACUCCCCGGCUGAGUCUGUGCCCCAGGAGUCAUUGGGGGUGGGGGUCGUGCCCUUCCUCUCUCCGGGAGAAGGGGGAGUGGUUCAGGAAGUCUGGGCGGGGCCUCGCCGGACUCUGCCCACCAGUCCCUUGGCCGG
Molecule: messenger RNA, 879 nt
Organism: Delphinapterus leucas (beluga whale)
Lineage: Eukaryota; Metazoa; Chordata; Mammalia; Artiodactyla; Monodontidae
Source: RefSeq, a predicted model, not a curated record